AUGUGGCUCCUGGACCCAUCCCGAAAAGAGGUGCUAAAAUUUGCAGUCCAUUGCCGAGUCCUCGUUCUGGUGUUACAGGCCCUCUUCAAUGCCAUCAUUCCAGAUCACCGUGCAGAAGCAUUUUCCCCUCCUCGCUUAGCCCCCUCAGGCUCUGUGGACCAACUUGUGGAAGUUCUUCUAGGUGGCCUGUCUCACUGGGAUGCUGAACACUUCCUGUUCAUUGCGGAACAUGGUUACCUGUAUGAGCACAACUUUGCCUUCUUCCCUGGUUUCCCUCUAGCCCUGCUGGUAGGGACUGAACUGCUUCUGAGACCUCUGCGGGGGUUACUGAGUCUACGGAGUUGCUUGCUAAUUUCAGUAGCAUUGCUGAAUUCCUUGUUUUCUGUGCUGGCAGCAGUGGCACUUCAUGACCUGGGUUGUAGGGUUUUACACAGUGCUCGCCAGGCCUUCUACGCAGCACUGCUCUUCUGUCUCAGCCCCGCCACUGUCUUCCUGACAGCUGGUUACUCAGAAGCUCUGUUUGCCCUUUUGACAUUUAGUGCCAUGGGGCAGCUAGAGAGGAACCGAAGUUGGACUAGCGGAUUUCUCUUUGCCCUUGCCACUGGUGUACGCUCCAAUGGACUGGUCAACAUUGGGUUCCUUGUGCAUGCUCAGUGCCAAGGCUUUUUCUCUUCUCUCGAAGCGGGAAGUCCCCUGAGGCAGCUCAUUAAGCUGAUAGCUUCUGUGCUCCUGUCAGUGCUCACACUUGGCCUUCCCUUUUUCCUCUUUCAGUAUUAUGCCUAUACCCAGUUCUGUCUACCAGGCACAGCCCAGACCAUCCCUAAGCCCUUGACGCAGUUAGCUAUGGAUAAGGGCUAUCGUAUUGCAGAUGGAAAAGAGCCACCGUGGUGUUUCUGGAACCUUCCUCUAAUUUACAAAUAUAUCCAGGAUGUCUAUUGGAAUGUUGGUUUUUUGAGAUACUAUGAACUCAGACAGGUGCCCAAUUUUCUACUAGCUGCACCAGUGGUUAUAUUGGUUGCUGGUGCAACUUGGAUGUAUAUAACCACUCACCCUUGGCUCUGCCUUACACUUGGCCUACAAAAGAACAAAAACCUAGAGAAGUCUGUACCUGGAUUCCUCAGUCCUCAUGUGUUUGUGUACCUGGUCCAUGCUGUGGUGCUGCUGGUGUUUGGAGGUCUGUGCAUGCACGUUCAGGUUCUCACCAGGUUUUUGGGCUCUUCCACUCCUAUUGUGUACUGGUUUCCAGCUCACUUGCUACAAAAUCAAGAGCCAAUGCUGAAGUCUUUAGAGACUGUGUCUUGGAAGCCUCUUGAAGGGGACUCCCCACCAGGACAAAUGAUCUCCAGAAAUCCUAUCAAGGAACUUUUGUACAAUUGGAAAACCUGUUCUCCACUCACACAAUACAUUCUAGGCUACUUCCUGACUUACUGGCUCCUGGGACUACUCCUUCAUUGCAACUUCCUGCCUUGGACAUGA
This is a messenger RNA of Elephantulus edwardii (Cape elephant shrew), 1476 nucleotides long. It is a transcript of the gene PIGV, whose product is annotated as phosphatidylinositol glycan anchor biosynthesis, class V. NCBI's taxonomy places the organism in Eukaryota, Metazoa, Chordata, Mammalia, Macroscelidea, Macroscelididae. Gene Ontology annotation, molecular function: GPI mannosyltransferase activity; alpha-1,6-mannosyltransferase activity. The coding region runs from base 1 to 1476 and encodes 491 amino acids. Gene Ontology annotation, cellular component: endoplasmic reticulum membrane; mannosyltransferase complex. Gene Ontology annotation, biological process: GPI anchor biosynthetic process. The record is from RefSeq and is a predicted model, not a curated record. The transcript has 3 exons.